GCCAGCAGCAUCUAAACUGGAAAACACCAACAUCAGUCGAGGAUGACACCCCCUGUAUUCUCCCAUAACGUCACACCAGAUACCAAUGUCUAUUCGCCUUGACCGCAUAUUGUAGUUCUCUACAUCGUCACUCACAUUUGCGCACCUACUUCGCACCGUCGACCAAACAAACCACGGACCCGAAGCCUCCUCGAAAUCACCUCGAGACAUGCACUCUCACCAGGCAGGGUGUCGGUAACCUCCAAACUCCAUGCCAACCCUCACAUUCCUUUCCUGACAAUUCCGCUGUGUCUGCGAUGCGUCCUGGGGCACCCGAACCCGCUCUACCCCUUGUCCCUAACAGCGCCAAUACCUCUUCCAUCGAUGGUACUGCUCGCAAGUCUCACGACAAAACAAUCGGCGGUGUCUUUACAUACACGGGCGGGUCUGAUGUAGAGACGGGCUAUCCAGAUCACAGGCUGGAUCAGCUUAAAAAUUUCAGGAACGGCAGCCAUCACUCGCUGACUAAUGGGCUGCCGAAUGGAAAUAUCAAGGCAUCCCGGGACAGGUCACAAUCCAAGGCGAGCAGCACACAUUCAAUAGGAAGCGCAGCAGGGAAACAGACCGACACCUUGUUCAGAAGUCCGCCCUCAGUCGAGGGCCUGAGCAGACUGUCUAGCGUUGAGAAUGGGUUGAAUGAAGAAGCUACAGGUGCUCCUGUUCAGCUAGGGGGCCACACGCCUGAGUUGGGUAAACUGGACACAAGCCUUCCCCCCGCGAAGCCUGAAUACGAUCCAUACCAUAUGGUAACAGCCUCGACGGUCCCCGAUACUGCGCGAUCCGAUGGCCAGGCAUUGUUUCUACAACCGCCUCGCGCUUCGGGCCCGACUCUCGCUCGUUUUUCCUCCCCGCCUGCAAUGCCUCCGUCAGCAGCACUACAAGAUCGAACUGUAGACCAAUCCUCGAAUUCUGAAUUACCGAAACUCAGCCACCGCCAUACUCUCCAAGUCCCGAAACCUACCAUUCCGAUCGGACGGAACUCACGAGAUUUCUCCUUCGCCGCGGGCCCUUCAGAAGAAGCCUUGUCCACCACCGGCCGCUUCUCCCCCACGAGAGACCACCAUGACUCUACGGUCAGGCAUAGGAGAGCGUCGCUGGGUCUUGUGCGUAGGACGACCCGGUCAAUGCAGUCCGACGCUCAUUUAGACGAGGUGGCCCCAGAUGAGGAUGCGGCGCGAUGGACGGAACUGAUCAAGCAAAAAAGAGCAAGCAAGAGGAAAAAGAGGGAAGAGGAAGACGACGAUCGUGUGGUGGUUGGGAAGAAAGUUGAAGAAGGUCACGUCAAUUGGGUCACCGCGUACAAUAUGCUGACAGGAAUUCGAUUUACUGUGUCGAGAACAAAUGCAAAGAUGGACCGUGAAUUGACGGAUGCCGAUUUCGAUGCAAAACACAAGUUCAGUUUCGAUAUCACCGGGAAUGAACUGACACCUAGCGCAAAAUACGACUUCAAGUUCAAGGACUAUGCGCCGUGGGUAUUUCGACACCUGCGUGCCAUUUUCGGUCUUGAUCCAGCGGAUUACCUAGUCAGUCUGACUAGCAAGUAUAUCCUUUCAGAGCUGGGCAGUCCAGGGAAAUCUGGAUCAUUCUUUUAUUUCUCGCGAGACUAUAAAUACAUCAUCAAGACUAUUCACCACGCCGAGCAUAAGUUGCUGAGGAGGAUCUUACGAGAUUAUUAUCGACAUGUUGUGGACAACCCGAACACGCUCAUCAGCCAGUUUUACGGUUUGCACAGAGUCAAGAUACCUUAUGGUCGCAAGAUUCACUUUGUUGUGAUGAACAACCUAUUCCCACCCCAUCGGGAUAUUCAUCAAAUGUUCGACUUGAAAGGCUCGACAAUAGGGAGAGACUUUAGGGAAGAGGAUCUGGCAAGCAACCCUAGGGCAACUCUGAAAGACUUGAACUGGCUACGUAGGGACAAGCACCUCGAAUUCGAUGCACGGAUACGUCAGAUUUUCCUGGAACAGUUAAAGCGAGACGUUUCACUGUUGCAAAGGCUUCAGAUAAUGGACUAUUCCCUUCUGGUUGGAAUUCAUGACCUUGCGAAAGGCAAUGAGGAGAACCUGCGCGAAGCUACACUGCAAGUUUUCCAGCCAGGAGGAGAAGAAGACGAUCAAACUCCUUCAAUGCUGAUUAGAACUCCAUCUCGACUUGAAAGUGCACGAAAGGCACGAGAGUUGAGGCUGACGCUCAAGAAGGAGAAGCCUGUACCUAUGGGCAUGGUACAAAGAAAGAUGCCGUCUGAGAUGUCUUCGGGGGAUGAAAGACAAUUUCGCAUAUUCUACAAUUAUGAUGGGGGUAUCAGGGGUACGCAUGAAGAUGGUCAAGGGGGAGAUUCCGUUUACUAUCUUGGUGUCAUCGAUUGCUUGACACACUAUGGUAUAAUCAAGCGUAUUGAGCAUUUCUGGAAGGGCCUUUCGGCCCCUCGGACGCAGAUUUCUCCCAUUCCUCCUCAAGCAUAUGGCGACCGGUUUCUUAACUUCGUUACCGGCAUUACCAUGACCCAAGAGGAGGCUGAUCGAAGGAGAGCGCAAGACAGCCGGCCUUCUGGAACCCAGACUCAGAAUUUCUCAAUAGAUAGCCAACGACAACUCCCAAGAGAGAGUCACGGAAGCGACAGAGAAGCCUCUGUACAUUCUCCACCCAUGAGCCCUGGGGCUGUGGAAAAGACCAUGCGUAAAGCGCAGAAGCAGACAGAUAAAUCUACUCCGGCUGACAAAGGCCGGCGUGGAAGCGAAGAGGAAAAGCCCGAGCGAAUAUUAAGAACAACCGAAGAGUCUAAGGGGCCGACGUUACUCCCAGUGGUCUCAGAAGCGGGUGAGAAUGGGGAUCACAACGAGAAACGACUCUUGAAUGCUCCAGAUGAAAGAUCAGAGUGUAAAGGGCCGCUUUCGGCCUCGCCAGAACCUAUUGCACCAUCGAUACCCGGACUGCGCAGAGUCUCACCAUCAACAGUAGCGACUGCGACUGACAUCGCCGAUGAUACCAGUAUAUCGAGCCCGGACGUGGUUGACUUUGCCGAUCCAUGCCAACCAGAGGAGCGUGAAAAAGGUGUCGACAAUGUUUUGGGCAAGAAGCCUCCUCGCAUUGCCAGUGACUUGAUACAGCCUCAGUCACCUUUUGGUGAUGGUCUUUUACAGUCGAUGCAGGAGCGUAUGGAGCCGAAGACUCAGUGAACCACCCGUGUGAAUGAAGUCUCGCAUCGAGCAAAGGGCUUUUGACAUGCAUUGCGACUGCGCUGUCCCAACCAGGUCGACCAAUGGUAUAUAUUUGAUUGGUUUUGGCAGAGUCUGGGGCCAAACGAUGACUGACACAAUUUAUUUUUCCUUUCAUGUAUGAUCUGCACUCGGUGUAGAGCACCGAUCCAAGCCCGCGAAGAAAGCAAAGAGCAUUUUUUCCCAUGUUGUCUUGAAAUGAACUUGAUGCCCGCAGUGACAAGGGUUAUUUCCUUUUUCUCUUCUUUCCUACUCCUUAUCGCACAUGGAUAUCUUUUGUUCAGCUUUGGGUGUGCACGAUUCCGCAAAGUCAUAGAGAGAGAGUUUGAACAGCCUUAUCGAGCAAAAAGGGACUUCAGCAUUCUGGUUAUAGAGAGCGUUUGUUAUGGGGUAGGAGUUGGGAGCGGUGAAUUCAUGCCAGCCCAUAAAAGCUAUUUCGAUCUGGUAGACCAGACUACCCUACUAGGUAUCUACCUAAUCCUUGGAGGCAUUUGUACAUCAGGGUAAAAGAUCA
Exophiala oligosperma is the source of this 3765-nucleotide messenger RNA. RefSeq lists its product as uncharacterized. NCBI's taxonomy places the organism in Eukaryota, Fungi, Ascomycota, Eurotiomycetes, Chaetothyriales, Herpotrichiellaceae. Gene Ontology annotation, biological process: phosphatidylinositol metabolic process. The transcript has 2 exons. Gene Ontology annotation, molecular function: phosphatidylinositol kinase activity. The record is from RefSeq and is a predicted model, not a curated record. Bases 297 to 3212 code for a protein of 971 amino acids.